CUGCUGAGGUCGUGGCAUAUAAAUCGCCAUCUGGCCGCUCGGUUCUCUUGGAUCUGCACGCAGCUUUCCUGCUUCUUAACAGCGCGCAACUUUACCGAGUACUAUUUGUACCGCCGCACUGCCUGCCUGCCAUUGCAACACACGAAAUGAUCCUAGGCGGAAAAGCUAUUCGCGGCGUUGCCGCUGGCAUUGGUCUUGCCUCCGAAGCAUACAAGGCAAACAAGCGAGAGAGGGAAUCAAAACCACCAGUUUCCAGCCCAACAGGAAGCGAACAGGGCACUGACAGACUCGCCAACACGCAACUAGAGGAAGAAUGGGAGCUCGACGAGGCGCAAGAUGAAUUACAUGAUGAUACACAGGGACGAGAUGGAAACGACAAACACGCCAAUGUUGACGGGACCGGGGAUGAGGUGGGCGAGACAAAGUACACCGUUGAAGCCUUCCUACGCCUUGUCCAGAGUAGCCCUCCAGCCUACGUUGCCGACCCCUCAGCGGUCCCAAAGCUCCCCUACCCAGUAAUCCUCCCGCAGCGCCGACCGAGGAACAACAAGCGAGGAUUCAUUCGCGCGUACGCACCCGAUCUCGAGCAAUUCGGCAUCGACCAGGGAAUGUUCCUGAAUUUCCUGGAAGCAUCGAAUCGCGCGUGCCAGGCGACGCCGUGGCUGUAUGCGCUGAACCUUGCCUCUAUUGGGACAAUUUGGCUGCCCAGCGCUAUAUCGUUUGUUGUGUCUGCCAUGAUUCAGUUGGGGACUGAGGCUGCCAUUGCGGCUGAGACGAGGAGGAAGACUAAUUCCUUCUUCGACAAAAUCAACGCGGAGUUCUUCCGACCGCGCGGGCUCUUCUGUCUAGUCAUGACGUGGAAACCAGAAUCCCCGUCGACAUUCUGCAAAUUCGAUCUGAAUACCGCCAUCUCGACGGCCGUUGAGUAUGGCGGGCCCGGCAAGUUGAACAGGCUGAAGCACACCUUCAAGUCCUCAAAUGGGAAGACACAAGGGGACCUCCCCUUCCCGGAGUCUGCACCGCUCAUAUUCCCAGAACUCGAUGCCGUCGCAGCAACGGGCUCCGAGUCUCAAGUACGCAAGUUGAAGAAAAAGGACUUUGUCACGGAUUACUUUGACCGCCGCUCACAGGCCAAGUUCCGCCACGAAAACCCCACAAGCGCCCUCAACAUCUCACCCAAUCCAACAUUCACCUCCCGGUACGCAGACCCCAGCCACCCGGCCAGUAGCGGCGACCUGCUGGGGCUGGUAAGCGGUGGCAAGAUUACAUACGCCAAGCUUCCACGGCGUCGACCUCCUCCUGCAGGCGCAGUGCAUAACGGACGGUUCGCAAAUGUGCCCGGUGGGAAUAUUGGCCUAAGGCAUAUACCCGGUGGAGGGCUUAUUGGUGCGAUUGCGGCGAGGAGGGGCGGUAGGGUGCAGGCAACACAGGCUGCCAAUGCUGAGUUUGCUGAGAGGGACGAGGGCUAUGGGGCGCCGGCUGUGAGUGGGCGUACUCGUGGUCGUGGGCAGAUCGCUGCGCGAGGUGCAUCAGGAACUGCAGAGGGAAGAAAUGACCCGCUUGCCGAUGGGUUGGUGGGUGGGGUUAAGAAGCUAUUGCAGAGUAAUGUGGCGUACUUGAUGAUCGUGAACAUGCCGUCCGAGGAGGAGAUGGUGGCGGCCAGGGAGAUGUACGAGGGCUGAGGCACAUAUGUGUUUUAAGAGGUGUCUCCUUGCGCUUUUUGAUGAGUGGGAUCUCGGCCGAUUAUCAUACGGGCAAUAGUACACGCUCUUGGGGAACAGGUUCCUUGGGCAAAUGGGAUAAUAGAGCAGUGCGGAUACUGCAGGGCCUGAGUAUGAUUAGUACUCCCCUAAGUUAGCCUCGAGAGAUGUAGGGAGCUUAGGUAGCAUCAGCACUGGUCACUAGAAAAAAAAAAUUCAAACUGUGCAGUGAAGCCCCAGCGGCCACUACCAAGAGUGGCUGAACCAUGUAUCGUGAGGUCCAUAGAUACCAGGAGAUCACGCUGUGCCCAACCGGUUUCAGAAGUCGGAGUGGC
Aspergillus calidoustus is the source of this 2035-nucleotide messenger RNA. NCBI's taxonomy places the organism in Eukaryota, Fungi, Ascomycota, Eurotiomycetes, Eurotiales, Aspergillaceae. The record is from the annotation of a GenBank genome assembly.